Molecule: messenger RNA, 1507 nt
Organism: Oppiella nova
Lineage: Eukaryota; Metazoa; Arthropoda; Arachnida; Sarcoptiformes; Oppiidae
Source: the annotation of a GenBank genome assembly
AUGCUCUUCUCGCGACUCCUUUGGCCGCUAUUUCUCGCGCUUCUGGUCUUCGAAACGGCUUUUUGUCAAGUCGACGAAAAGGUGUCUUCAGAGGACAGCGCGAGACAACAAAGACGGCAAAAACACCGCCGAAAACGGUUUCGAAAGCGACAACCCUUUCAGCCAAUGAACGGCCGUCCCGUCGGCGCUCAGCCAAUCACCGAAAUGGGCGCAAACGGCNCUCUUCAGUCGCCGCACACUUCCGGUCAGUCCUCGAGUCCUCUCUUCUCGAGCCUCUUCUCGAGUCUUCUCUCAAUCCCUUUCUCUUCAGACUCGGACUCAUCGGCGAUGACGUCAUCUCUAAACUCUUCCCCACUUCUCGCUCUCAACGCCAACGCCAACGCCUCCAUCCCGCCCACCAGAAGCACGCCCUCCGCAGCACCCGACGUGACGUCACGACCGGUGGUGACGGACGACGACGAGGACGACGAGAAGCGCCGCCAACUGCGCGACAAAGACGCGAAGAGAACCGGAAAUCGGGGUGGCAGUGGAGCGCCGGCUGAGAGAACACUCGUCUCUCCGGCCGACGACGCGAUGGACGACAACAACAGCUCUUCUGUCGUCUCCUUCUCUCCGAACUACUCGUUUGUGUUCGCCUUCGAGCGCGACUUCGACUACAGGCCGCGCGCGCAAUGGAUGACCGCUCACUGGCCGACGGCCUUCUACUGGAUCGCCGCCUAUUUGGUGGUCGUCUUCGGCGGCAGACAUCUCAUGGCGCGGAGAAAGCCGUUCCGCUUGCGGACAGCGCUGGCCGUGUGGAACGUGACGCUCGCGCUCUUCUCCAUCAUCGGCACAAUCAGAACGCUUCCCGAACUGAUUCACGUGAUCCGGGAGUUCGGGUUCGCGCACUCCGUCUGCCACAACUCCUUCCACACGGAGGUUCGCGUCUCGUCCUUCUGGUCGUGGCUCUUCAUCCUCUCAAAAGCGCCCGAAUUGGGAGACACGGUAUUCGUGGUUCUCCGCAAACAGCCCCUCCUCUUCCUCCACUGGUACCAUCACGUGACUGUCCUCCUGUUCACGUGGUACUCGUACGCCGAUGAGGCCUCUGCCGGGCGCUGGUAUAUAGACAUGAAUUACGUCGUCCACGCCUACAUGUACUCGUACUACGCCGUGCGCGCGCUCGGCUACCGACCCCCGCGGCCCAUCGCCAUGUCCAUCACGACUGCGCAGAUCGCGCAGAUGGUGUUCGGGACGUUCGUCACGGCGUACGCGCUUUGGGCCAAACUCUCGGAAGACGACAAGAAGUGUCGCAUUUCGCUGUCGACUGUCGUCGCGGGUCUCGUGAUGUACUUCUCGUACUUUCUUCUCUUCGCGCACUUCUUUCUCAACGCUUACGUCCGGAAACGGAAACAAAAGACUCUUUGAUUUGUUUGUUAUGUUUUUAUUGACAAUAAAUAUCGCGCUCUCAUUGGGGAAUGAUUUCAAUGGAGGCGUGGCUUAACUCCGACUGAAUUAAUUCAUUCAAAAA